This is a messenger RNA of Otolemur garnettii (small-eared galago), 2367 nucleotides long. It is a transcript of the gene TK2, whose product is annotated as thymidine kinase 2, mitochondrial. Bases 58 to 864 code for a protein of 268 amino acids. Gene Ontology annotation, biological process: nucleobase-containing compound metabolic process. Gene Ontology annotation, molecular function: ATP binding; deoxynucleoside kinase activity. The transcript has 10 exons. Lineage: Eukaryota; Metazoa; Chordata; Mammalia; Primates; Galagidae. Gene Ontology annotation, cellular component: mitochondrion; cytoplasm. The record is from RefSeq and is a predicted model, not a curated record.
GCUCUCACCAAGUGGCACAGGAAGGAAACCUGGGCCUCCAGGUCGGCAGGGCCUGCCAUGCUGCUGAGGCCGCUAAGGGGCUGGGCCGCCCGGGCGCUGCGCAGCGUAGGACCUGGGAUCCCCGGGAUCCCCGAGAUGCCCGCCUCGGGUUCCCGGGGGGCACAGCGGCGGGCCUGGCUCCUGGAUAAAGAUAGAGAACGGGAAAAAGAGAAAAAAUCAGUGAUCUGUGUCGAGGGCAAUAUUGCAAGUGGGAAGACGACAUGCCUAGAGUUCUUCUCCAACAAUCCAGAUGUUGAGGUAUUAACGGAGCCUGUGCUCAAGUGGAGAAAUGUCCGUGGCCAUAACCCUCUGGGUCUGAUGUACCGCGAUGCCUGUCGAUGGGGCCUCACACUGCAGACGUAUGUGCAGCUCACCAUGCUAGACCAACACACUCGUCCUCAGACGUCACCUGUACGGUUGAUGGAGAGGUCGAUUCACAGUGCAAGAUACAUUUUUGUAGAAAACCUGUAUAGAAGCGGGAAGAUGCCCGAAGUGGACUACGUCAUUCUGUCGGAAUGGUUUGACUGGAUUGUGCAAAACAUCGACCUGUCCAUUCACUUGAUAGUUUAUCUCCAGACCACCCCUGAGACUUGUUACCAGAGGUUGAAGAGAAGAUGCAGGGAGGAAGAGAAGGUCAUUCCACUGGAGUACCUGGGUGCUAUUCACCACCUCUACGAGGAGUGGCUGAUAAAAGGAAACCUGUUCCCUGUGCCAGCCCCUGUUCUGGUGAUUGAGGCUGACCACCACAUGGAGAAAAUGUUAGAACUCUUUGAAGAAAACCGGGACCAGAUAUUAACGCCAGAGUAUCGGAAGCAUGGCCCAUAGGACGGGAAAGGUCUAGAGAUCAUGCUGGAAAAAUGACUGCAGCUGCCAAGUUAGCCAUUGGGAACAAUUUGGAAAAAUCCACUCUUCGGAGGGCUUUUUCUCUGGCCAGAUUUAUUUCCCUAAUUGCCUUUCCUCCUUUGCCAGCGUCUUCAUCAUGGGUAAAUGACAAAUGGGACCAAUGGGAUGGUUGUGCUCUUGGUGUUUGCAGCCUUUUAUUCCCCCUGGCACUUCUCCUAGCGGCUUCUCACCAUUGGGUCCCUCUAAUGAAUCCAUUAGGAAAGGGCACCCUUUGGGUGCCCGACAUCACUCUGCGCUCCAUAUACAAAUCACCUCACUCUUCGGACCACUCAGGAGGAUGAGGUAGUAGUCUUAUAUCCAGGUGAGAAAUCUGAAGUUCAGAGAGGUUAAGGGACUCCCGGGGUCAUGCAGCCCCUGUGCAGUUCAGCUGGCACCAUUCAGACUUUGGACCAACUCCAGAACUUUUCCCCCAUGUAGCAUCCCCCUGUGGGCUGUCCCCCUACCCUGCCUUUUCCUGUAGAUGCCAUCUGUGUUUGUGGGAAGAGCUGGCAGUGUGUGGAGCCAGUAUCUUUUCUCAAUACCGAGCAAUUCUCAAGGACAAUAAGCAUUUCUAGACUUCACCAAAAUUGUACUGUCUGGCUAGAGUCCAGUAUUCAGUGUUUCCCAGCGUGAGGCCGCUACAGCGUCUAUCACUUUGUCAUCUGGACGUUGACAACCUCAGGAGAAUCACACAUUGGCUCCUGAAUGUUGCUCAGUCUCCUUGGUGAUGGAGGGUCUGCUUGAACUGCUGCUAGUUCCAUGUCAGGGGAGUAGCUGGUGGUGCCUGGCUCGUUUGCUUGGCACUAUGCUGGGGAGGGGCAGCCAGCCCUGGCUUCUAGGGCUCCCUUAUUCCCUUACAUUCUUGCUGAGGAGCUUUACUCUUGGAAUUACUUCAGGUUUUUGGCCCAGAGGGAGAGACACAAAUGGCCUUAAGUCUUUUUGAAAUGUUUUUCCAUCUAAGGGGACGUCUCAGGCAUAAAGCAUGAAACCAUCUUUAUUGGUUCAGAAAAUAUCUGCUUUGCUCAGCUGUCUCCUGAAUCAAGUAGGAAGCAAGAGAAAGGAAGAACAUUCCCUUUGGGAACAGUGUGGACAGGAAAGUCGAGGUUUGCAAGCAAAGGCUCUUAAAGCUUUGCCAGUUUAGAGGUGGGCAGAGAGAGCGUCAGGAAGACUGGCUGCAAACCCAGGGAGGGAUUUAUGGUGAGCUCCGGAGAAACAGGAUAAGGCCUCUCACAGUAGUACUUAACUGUGAAUGAAGGUGCCAAGGCCACUCCCAAGGUUCUGGGUGUGAGCACCUGUGCAUGCAAUGCCCUGACUUUUAACAGGUGCCAGGGGCCCUGAUGGGCCAGUCCCAGAGAGCCUGCUGACAGGUUAUGGGCCCUAGCUCCUGGCCUCUCCUGUUCAGACCAAUUCUUAGGCCAUGUAGGCAGGAGAAGGGGCAGUGGUCAA